Penicillium macrosclerotiorum is the source of this 1401-nucleotide messenger RNA. Its product is annotated as battenin family protein. The coding region runs from base 1 to 1401 and encodes 466 amino acids. Lineage: Eukaryota; Fungi; Ascomycota; Eurotiomycetes; Eurotiales; Aspergillaceae. The transcript has 3 exons. Gene Ontology annotation, cellular component: membrane; vacuole. The record is from RefSeq and is a predicted model, not a curated record. Gene Ontology annotation, biological process: regulation of intracellular pH.
AUGCCUCGCUCCGCGUCCGCAGAGGACUCGCCGAUGGCUUCUGCCGACAACACCUCACGAUCUUUGUGGGUUAGGACUUACGAUCGGUUCAAGGGGGUUUUCCGCGAUGCAGACCCCCGGGUUUGCGUCGCUUUCUGGCUGUUUGGCCUCAUUAACAAUGUCCUCUACGUGAUCCUCCUCUCUGCGGCGCUAGAUCUCGUCGGCCCCGAUAUACCAAAAGGCAUCGUUCUUCUUGCGGAUAUCAUCCCGUCGUUCGGCACAAAGCUGAUCGCCCCAUACUUUAUCCACGUCGUACCGUACUCCACGCGUGUCAUCAUCUUCGUAUUCCUAUCGGUCAUGGGUAUGUUUGUCGUCGCCAUGAGCCCGCCCUAUACAGAUGGUGGAACUAUCGCAUCCAAGAUUGCUGGCAUUGUUCUGGCGAGCUUGUCUGCUGGAGGCGGCGAGUUAAGCUUUGUUGGCCUCACCCAUUUCUAUGGCCCAUUCAGCCUGGCGGCGUGGGGAAGUGGGACGGGCGCAGCUGGUCUCAUUGGAGCUGGUGCCUAUGCUCUUGCGACAUCCGUGAUGAAUAUCUCAGUCAAAGCCACUCUCCUGGCAUCUGCAGUGUUACCUGCUGUUAUGGCCAUUAGCUUCUUUGCUGUCCUGCCUAGAGCUGCUCUGCACCCUCAGGCUUCUGCUAUAGAUGGGUAUCAUGCCGUUGAAAGGGGAGAACACUUGAUUGAGAAUGAGACAGAUGAGGAUGGCCAUGAAAUAGAACGUGGGGAGAAUGAAGGGCUUCUGGGAGUGUCUGUGCGUUCCACAGAGACUCACAAACUAGUCGAUGUCAAUGUAGCAUCGGCACGCUGGGAUCAUUUUUGUGAAAACCUACGUCGCUUGAGACGGCUAUUUUUUCCAUUCAUGGUCCCACUGCUCUUAGUGUUCAUCGCCGAAUACGUGAUCAACCAGGGUGUCUCGCCGACUUUACUGUUUCCAUUAUAUGCAACGCCUUUUAAGGACUUCCGCUCCUUCUACCCAGCAUACAACGCUAUCUACCAGGCUGGUGUUUUCGUUUCCCGUUCCUCAACCCCGUUCUUCCGAGUGCACUAUCUCUAUCUUCCAUCCCUGCUGCAGAUACUGAACUUAAUUCUAUUGACACUUCACUCGAUGUUCAACUUCAUUCCCAGUGUCUAUAUCGUUUUCUUGGUUAUUUUCUGGGAAGGCUUACUCGGCGGCCUCGUCUAUGUCAACACAUUUGCUGAAAUCAGUGACCGCGUGCCCAAGGAGGACCGGGAAUUCUCUCUCGGAGCCACAACUGUCAGCGACUCAGCGGGUAUCUGCAUUGCUGGCUUCCUAAGUAUGCCCUGGGAGGUCCUGUUGUGCCGAUGGCAGCUUGCUCAUGGCCGGGAGUACUGCAGGCAGGUCUGA